AUGACAACUAUAUCAUUCAAGUCUCCCAAAGGGCCAAGUGAUCGUGCCGACUCCCCACCAUUGAAUUAUGGUACCUUCAAAAAGUCUCUUGAACAUUUAAGUGGCUUUUUCUCUAGCCCUCUAGCCCAGGAUGCUAAAGGCUUUUUUGAUGAGCUGGAUAAGCUGAAGAAUCAGCUGAAAACAAUGCGGAAAACUUUGGACGAUCAAACCGAAGAGCACAUUAUCGCUGUUCGACAUGUAUCCUCUAAAUUGCAACAGGAAACAAAGAGGGCAAGUGACGCCGAGGAAAAGAUGAAGUCUACCCGUAAUACUCUGGAAGAUAAGAACAAAGUCAUCUCAGAGCAUGCGCAGAUUCGGAAGGACUUAGAGAGCCAAAUUCAAUGUCUGAAAUCUGCAAAGUCGCAAACCGAAGGCAAUAUGGCCCUGGCAAAUCAAGAGAUCAGUUCGCUUCAGGAGAAAUUGAAACAAAAGGAUUCUGUCAUUGGAAAAUGUAGAACCAUUGAGUCAGAUCUGAAUAGAGGUUUGUCAUUUGAGAAACAGAGAAACAAACAGUCCCAAGAGAUGCUGGUCGCCGAACAGGACAAAGUACGUGAUAUGCAAUGCAGAUUGGACAAGCUAGAAGGCUUUUGUGCUCGUCGCCAAGAGACGGAUGAGCAGACUAUGAUGGAUAACUUCGACCAUCUUUGGAAGUAUGCAGCGACUGAAAUGUCUACCAUCUUGAGCCACAAUCUCGAGCCCAAGACUCUGAAGGACUUGAAUCUGUGGAAGAAUUUGGGAGAAGAGUGCCGUCGACUUGCCCCCUACUUCCCUUUGCCUGUAUCGAACUCCAAUGCAGCUAAAGGGAUGCGACUAGCGGUUAUUCUAGCUAUCUUGUCAAGGGAGAUUGAUAAAUACAUUUUCCAGCCUGCAUACCUCAUGACAGACGAUUCAAACUUACGAAAAACGCUCAGUCAGCUUGCCGGGACAGAGCCUGAGAAAGAAGCAUUUUAUCGUUCCUUGACACUAUCUAUUGAUUCUAGGGCUCAGAAGGCUAUUCUUCGGACAAACGCCCAGACUGUGGUUCAGAGCCUUUCAAAUUGCGUAUUUGGAAUCUUCUCAGACUCUCGUCAUAGCGAAUUUCGAGAAAUUACCAAGAGAAUCGUCAGGAAAGCGGUAGAGGUUUGGGAGCCUAUACAGCAUGCUCAUCGGAAAUAUGAACCAGGGUUUGACCUGCAAGACGAACAUUGGCCGUUUAUAUUCCCUGGAGAAGAAAAUGGUAACGAUCCAAAGGAAAUCAUUUCUGAGCUCAAAAAGGAUGUGUUGAUGAUUUUUCCUGGAAUCUCUUCGGUUGAGCAUGGACUCCGACAGCAACAGAACCACGUGAUAAGCCUCUCAAAGCUACAUCCACUUUACGUCUUGGCCGACCGAGAAGCUUCUUCGGCGCCACCUAGCCCUGUCACUGAUCGUAUACCAUCGACUAAAUCCAGAAGACUAUCUAUUUCUUCCAACGUCCAACGUAUAAAUGGACGGUCUUUGUCAGACAAAAAGGCAAACGGGGCCCAUUAA
Messenger RNA from Penicillium angulare, 1545 nucleotides. RefSeq lists its product as uncharacterized. NCBI's taxonomy places the organism in Eukaryota, Fungi, Ascomycota, Eurotiomycetes, Eurotiales, Aspergillaceae. The coding region runs from base 1 to 1545 and encodes 514 amino acids. The record is from RefSeq and is a predicted model, not a curated record. The transcript is spliced from 3 exons.